AUUUGUAUUGCGGGUGUAUGACGCCUGUACAGAACGCCACCUAAAACCGGAAGUGUGGUUUUUUUUUUGUCGUAUUUCGGAAGGUUCGGAAGUGUAGGGUUCUAUGGAAGAGAUGUCAGGAGAGAGCGUGGUGAGCUCCGCGGUGCCGGCUGCUACAACACGGACCACCUCGUUCAAGGGCUCUAGUCCCAGUUCCAAAUACGUUAAACUAAACGUGGGGGGAGCGCUGUACUACACCACCUUGCAGACACUCACCAAGCAGGACACCAUGUUGAAGGCUAUGUUCAGUGGGAGGAUGGAGGUCCUUACGGACAGCGAAGGCUGGAUCCUGAUUGACAGGUGUGGGAAGCACUUUGGGACCAUCUUAAACUACCUGAGGGACGGUGCGGUGCCUCUGCCAGACAACCGACGGGAGGUGGAGGAGCUCCUGGCCGAGGCCAAAUACUACCUGGUGCAGGGGCUGGUGGACGAGUGCCAGGCUGCCUUGCAGAACAAAGACACGUACGAACCCUUCUGCAAAGUCCCCCUGGUGACGUCAUCUAAGGAGGAACAGAGGCUAAUCGCCACCUCAAAUAAGCCGACUGUGAAGCUAUUGUACAACAGGAGCAACAACAAAUACUCCUAUACCAGCAACUCGGAUGACAACAUGCUGAAGAACAUUGAGCUGUUUGAUAAGCUCUCUUUGAGGUUCAACGGACGCGUCCUGUUCAUCAAAGACGUGAUCGGCGACGAGAUCUGCUGUUGGUCCUUCUACGGGCAGGGCCGCAAAAUCGCGGAGGUGUGCUGCACCUCCAUCGUGUACGCCACAGAGAAGAAACAGACAAAGGUGGAAUUUCCAGAGGCGCGGAUCUAUGAGGAGACGCUCAACAUCCUCCUGUACGAGUCGCAGGACGGCCGCGGGCCAGACAACGCCCUGCUGGAGGCCACGGGGGGCGCCGCGGGCCGCUCCCACCACCUGGAUGAGGACGAGGAGCGCGAGCGAAUCGAGAGGGUGCGGCGAAUCCACGUCAAACGGCCGGACGACCGCACGCACCACCACCAGUGACCUCUCUCUGUGAUCUCUAUGGCCCCCUGUGAUUCCGUCUCCGCCCUCUCUCACUUCCUGUAUGCCUGUGCCUUAGAACCACCAGCUCUUCAACUACCCCCACCCCUCCACUUCCCUGCCCUGUGCCUCUCUUUUUCAUAUACACACACAUAUACAUACACACACACACCCAUACACACACACUCACAGGUUUGUUUUAACAAUGCUGCUCUUAUUAAGGCAGCUCUGCAAUUGCCUUGUGUCCUGCAGCCAAAGCUGAGCUAGCUGCAGGUCAGUUAAGAGAUGGGGAGGCAUCUGGACCGAGGCACUGAGGAAAGAUCGCAGCCAAAAAAAAAUUAUAAUAAUUCUCUCAACAGUGAGAUCUGGUGUUAGUAAAUACAUUAGGCCCCCUGCAAGAACAUGUUGUUUUAUCUUAAAAUGUUUUUUUUUUAUCUUAAAAAAAAAUGCCAUCCAGUGUGCAGUGACUGUGCAUCACAGUCAUUAGAUUGAUAGGAUGGAUGUGUUGUCUAUGGUUGUGAGAGCAUUGUGCAGUUUGGGCUAACCUGAACUUUUUACCAGAUGGAUUUGCUGCUCGUCUAUAACCUAUAAUUGUUGACUUCAACAAUAGAAGAAUUAUAUUGAUGGUGAUGCAUUGUUUUUGCAUGGGGUCUAACUGUGAUAGGGGUCCAAAUCUACAGGCAACUCUACAGCAACAAACUCAGUUGGUUAGGGAACAGGAAAACAUGAGCUGAAUGGGGUCACUUUCACCCUUGUACUGUAGUGCUUAAUAGUUAAUAGAUGCCGGCUGUGGAGUGACGGUAUCAAGUGAGUGUCUUUGAGCCACCGUAUGUGAGUGUCUCCGUAGCCUCAUUAAUCCAUCUAUCCCCAUCUAGAGUGCGGGUAGAGUCUUUGCGCUAUUGUCUUCAGUCUAAUCUGUAGGUGUGCCUCAGAAAUGUUGUGCUUUCGAUGUGAUUUGACUUUGAUCACUUUCGCAUGUGUUUCUACGUUGAUUUUUUUUUUUUGUGUGUGUCUGGUGCGUCUUUAAUUUUCUUGUUUGUCAGCCUAUGUUCCAUCUAUGGUUCAGAAUGUAUUUGUGUGAGAGGUGAUGGAGUAGGCUGCGGGUGUUCUGGGGUAGGUGAGAAGUUGGUUCUCACCAUCUAGGUUGUAUACCGGGUGGAGCAUAACUAGUUUUAUCUCUGGGGGGAGAAAGGGGUCAUUGUUUUUAUUGUGUGGUUUACUUUUUUACAGGGUGAUUGAGACAGUGAGAAGUAUUAUUGAUGAAGUUCUGGUUUGUACCUGUAACACUUCGGUCUUGGUCAAAUCUUGUAGAACGUCAUAGUCGUUAAAUGAAUUACGUCCUAUAAAAAAAAAAACACAUCCAGACUUUGAAGUGAAAGAGUCUGUGAGCAUAUCAACCUCUCAAAAUAAUUUUAAUCAUUGAAGAUUUUCCAAUCCAGAUUGUCUUGUUUCCUCAGGCAGCAAGUGGUGGUUUGACCACUAGAGGGUAACAGAGUUCCGCUGAAGGGGCAGUCCAGGCUGUGAGAGAGUAACUGGUCUCCAUCCACUGUCUGUAGUCAGAUGGCGGGACUGCCGUGGUGAAUUAUUUUGUACCCCCCCCCCCCCCCCAUCAUAAUCUAUGUGGGGCUGACAGAUGCAGUUGGAGGAGAACCGUGUAGUUAAAACCAGCUCAUGUUCUACAUUUUGUUUAAUUAAUAACAUUUAACCUCAUCUCCCCUGAACUCAGAUUGGUAAGCGAUCGUGUGGAGGUUAAAACCUGAGAUGGUGAAGGGGAGUGGGGCGGGGGGGGGGGGGGUGUCAGUUAGAUCUGGGGAUGACUGAGUAAUAGAUCUUGAGGCCGAGGCUGUAACGAGAGACAUCACUAGCUGGAAGGGUGAACGCCCAUUAAACCGCCUUUGAAUAUAUAACACAUGAGUCGUGUUUCUGUAGUUUUAGCUCUCCUUAACAAGUUUGUCCUCGCAUUGAAAAGUACGUUUUCUUUGUGGUUGAAAACGUUCAUACUUUGUAGACCAGAAAAAGUUUGUACAGAAGAUGUGAACAAGAAAAAAUUUUUUUUGCAUAUAUUUAUACCUUAUGUCAUCAAUAAAGAUUGUCAUAUUCCUUU
Molecule: messenger RNA, 3146 nt
Organism: Clupea harengus (Atlantic herring)
Lineage: Eukaryota; Metazoa; Chordata; Actinopteri; Clupeiformes; Clupeidae
Gene: kctd10
Product: potassium channel tetramerization domain containing 10
Biological process (GO): protein ubiquitination; protein homooligomerization; proteasome-mediated ubiquitin-dependent protein catabolic process
Cellular component (GO): Cul3-RING ubiquitin ligase complex
Molecular function (GO): ubiquitin-protein transferase activity; protein binding
Source: RefSeq, a predicted model, not a curated record